Molecule: messenger RNA, 963 nt
Organism: Dendrobium catenatum
Lineage: Eukaryota; Viridiplantae; Streptophyta; Magnoliopsida; Asparagales; Orchidaceae
Exons: 1
Coding region: 1-963 (320 amino acids)
Source: RefSeq, a predicted model, not a curated record
AUGGAGGCUGUAUUAUCUGGAGGACCAUGGUUUGUGAAUGGUCAAAUUAUUGGAAUGGAGAAAUGGACACCAGAAUUUUCACCUUUGUCCUUGAAAGGUUUGACUUCUCCAAUCUGGGUUAGAAUGCCCCAUCUACCUCUCCAUUGCUGGGAUGAGAAAAACAUUGCAAGAAUUGCUUCUAUGAUUGGCAAGCCACUCAUGAUGGAUGGGAAUAUGUUCCAAUGGGGAAGGAGGGAGUUUACAAGGGUUUGUCUGAGAAUUAAGAUUGAUCAAAGCCUUCCAUUAGGUGUUUGGGUGGAAAGCUUAUCGGGAAGGUUCUUUCAAAAGGUUGAAUAUGAGAAAAUUCCUUCACUUUGUUUCCAAUGUGAAUUGAUUGGGAACACCAAAGAUGACUGUAUCAAGAAUAAUUUGGUCCAGGAUAAUGUGAAGAUGUCUAAUAAGGAGGAUGGCUUGGUCUCUGAUGGGGAGAAGAAGAGUGAGGAAGUUGUGGCACCGGCUUAUGGACCUUGGAUCCAUGUUAACCAUAAGAGGAAUAGAAGGAUAGCUCAUAGAACUAAUCUCCCAAAACAAACUAUUAAGUUUGUCAGAAAGGUUGAUUUGCUCCAGAUUAAUAGGGAUGCUGAGAAGUCUAAUGCCCAGAAGGUUUUAUCUGUUCUAGGAAAUGGGAUCAUGAAUGUGGAAAUUGCUGAUGAAAAUCAAUUAGAAGAAGGAGAGUUCUUAAGGGAGCAAAUUCUGGAAGACAACUUACAGAAGGAUAUGAAUGUGAAGAUCAUUGCUAUGGAGGCUGCUGAUGUUCAGAAGACCAGAGAUUAUCUGGGUAAUAAACUCAACUCUGAUUUCUCUUUUCUAUCUACUGACAACAACAAAUUUGAAGUUCUGGGAAUGGUAGAUGAAAUCAUUACAAAAGAUAAUAUUCAGGAGGAAAGUGGUUUAUUUGAGAAGAGUUUGAAUAUUAACUCUUAG